Beta vulgaris subsp. vulgaris (sugar beet) is the source of this 2132-nucleotide messenger RNA. Its product is annotated as E3 ubiquitin-protein ligase APD2. The record is from RefSeq and is a predicted model, not a curated record. The coding region runs from base 1445 to 2005 and encodes 186 amino acids. The transcript has 3 exons. Lineage: Eukaryota; Viridiplantae; Streptophyta; Magnoliopsida; Caryophyllales; Amaranthaceae.
AUCUUCCCCUUAAAUGUGGUAGGAAUUUGGACAAGUUGCCCUCUAAAGUCUAAUAUGAAGUAGAAAAUAUCUAUUAUAAGAUUUUUAUGUUUUUUUUUUCUAGUGCAAGAAAGGGUACAAAGCCCUGAACUAAAUUACAUAACUAAGAAAUAACAACUUGCGGCAUGAAUGUAUGAUAAAAAUCUACUUUAGAAUCUUGUUUAAUUUCGAAGGCACGCCUUCAAUUAUGUCACAUUAAAUGAUUAACCCAUAUAAUCAUGUCACACUUGAGAAUGUUGUUACUUGUUAGACAAGAGAUUUGCGGUCUGUCAAAUAGGCUCACUUUUUUUUUUUUGGAAAAGUUAGACCGAAAUAUUAUUUCACAUCAAACUCUGCCAAAGUAAGAAUACUUUGGGGUAACAGAACCAUACAAACAACUGAACAAGUUCAUUACUUCUACUUGUAUUUCAUCUUGUCACUAAAUGGGCUACAGUGUUCUCGAUUCUUUUCACAUGAGCAAAAAAAUUAUUUUUCAGAAUGCAUGGGUAAUACAUUUUGAACUUAAGUAAUAUAUUAAGAAUUAUUGUCAGCCAAAGAAAAUAAUUUCAACCUUUUACAAAUCAAAAUAGAAAAUAGUUUUUCUCGCAACUCAACACAGUCCUUAUCUUCCUUUUUGAUUUAUAGGAAAAAUAGUUUCUCUAACUUUGGAACUAAUUUCAUUAAAUAUAAGAUUCGAUAUUUUUUCAAUCAAACACAAAUAAAUUAUAUUUAAUUUAACGUAUAAUGUUGCUCAUGAAUAACAUGAACACAUUUUGUGUAAUUUUUUUUUGUGAGAAUGGUGGAAACAAGAAAACAAGACAACAAUAAAAUUAAAUGAGAAUGGUGGUGAAUCCAAACAAGUUCGAGCACUAUCAUUCGCUAAAGUGUGCGCAGUAUGAACUUGUUCACGAUUUACUUUCAAAAUAGGGCACCAUUGAAAUUCUCUUGCAAGCAAAAUAAUGUACGUAUACACGAGUUGAGCCAUGUAAGACUGCAGUUUACGACUAUACGCACGUGAUGUGCGCGUAUCUUUUUAAUUAGAUACAUGAAUAUUAUGGAAUGAUAUACACAUGAAUGAUUAUAUAUGCAUAUCAAUUUUAAUAUAUAAACAUCAUAAUUCGUAGGAAACAUGCAUUACAUGAUUAUGCACAUGUGACAUACCAUAGAAAUUUACACAAGGUGAAAAAUUACUCCUAUUUACUUGGGACUCCAACCAGUGUGACAUAAAGGUUAUCGGUUCAAAUCUCGUCCACCCUUCCUUUUUAAGUGAAAUAUCUAGCGCCAGGUAUGAGGGAGGCCUGUGUUGCAUUAUUACUUUAAGCCCAAAAGGCUCUUGUGUGAAGGAGCAUGAUAGAGUAUAAAAACUAUUCCUUAGCCUCAACUAAUAGCUUAAGUUUCUUAACUCGUAACUUCACACCAAUAUGAAAUGAUUUAUAUAAGUAAAACCCAAAAGAAGUAUUACACACAAUUUGUUGCUAAAGUUUCCAUGUCUCCCCAUUUUCUGAUGACCAGGACUAUGGCAUGUGCUGUUUGCUUCAUCUACUUUUUUGUGAUCCGCUUGAUUGCAUAUUUUGCAAUUUUAGCAUUGCUAGUAAUCAUAGCUCUCAUAGCCCUCAAGUGUCUAGGAGAAUGGAGACUGACACAUCCAGAUGAAGAAGAAGGUGAAAGUAGACCUUUGAUCUCCCAAUGUAACUCUAGUAAGAUAGUAACAGCUAGCUAUGGAGCAUGCCAAGAAGAUCCCGAGUUCGAAAAUUGCAGCAGUAGUAGUAGCAGUAGCAGUAGCAGCAGCAGCAGCAAGUGUUCAACAUUAUAUGAUGUUAAAAUUUGUAUCAUAUGCUAUGAUGAGCAGAGGAAUUGCUUCUUUGUGCCGUGUGGUCAUUGUGCUACUUGUUUUGUGUGUGCUCAAAGGAUAUUCCAUGAGGAAAAUAGAAACUGUCCAGUAUGCCGAAGAUACAUUGGCAAAAUUAGAAGAUUGAUCGAAUUUUAGUAUGAUAAUUCCAUGUAUUAUGUCCAUUUUUGAUUUAUACCCAUGUUAGUAAAUAAUUUAGAAGCGUUAUAUCAAUUGGCUUGUUACAAUGAUUAAGUAAUAUCGAGUGAUGAGUGUAUUAUCGGUU